UCCAGGUUACCCCAUCUGUUCAUUUGCAUGCUUGAUUGAGCCCGUCAUGUAGUUCGUUUUCUUUUUUUUAUUGAUCAACAUUUUGUGGGGAACAAUUGCAGACAUGGAGAAUGUAAUAUGCAAGAUGCUGGCCUUCGAUUUCCACCAUUGUCAGCUCAAUAGCAAGAUGAUCGUUUGAUGUUAUCGCUUCGUGUGAGGAUCAAUAAAGAAAAUCGACCGUGUUUAUGCCAUGGUCAGACUCAUUCAGAGGGUCUUGUCAAAAGAUUUCUGGGAGAAACAAGAAACUGCGAGUUUGCCAGAUUCACAGUCAGUGACAGUUGUGGAACACGGCGCUCAGCCAGCACAUCGUCAACAAAAACCCAACUGAUUUUAACUUAGUUCGUCGGAUAGAUACGAAUGUUAGCGAACUAUGGAGAUGGGUGAUUGAAUCACAGAAAUCAUGGCAUCCCCCAGGGAGAGCAGCCCCAGUAACCAUGGCAACCAGCAGGUUGGUACAGCAGUGAAGACUGCCAUAAAAGCUGUGGCCGCCAUGUCAGUAAAAUCCAAGGAUGACGACAAGAAACUAGAGAAAAAGCCUUCUAACACUGUAGCAUCUAGCGGUGGCGUCGUGACCUUUGGGGUCAAACUUGAGAGUCGACUCAAUAUCAAAGACCUGCAGCAUUUGAAGAAAGCAUUUAUGGCACAUGGUGAUGGCUACAAUAAUCGGCUCAGUGUUGAGAAGGACGAUUUUUGCAACCUUCUGGAUCGGAUCUUGACCAAAGGAAACCCAGAGGAGUAUGCAGAUCUAUUUGACAAGAUCGAUGUCACAAAGGAGGGCAAAGUCGACUGGGACAAGAUUGCCUCCCAUUUGCUGCUGGAGUAUGUUGAGAAAGAUGACAGAGUCAAAUCAACUCAGGUCCCCCAGUGGAAGGACAUUAAGAUGUUACCCAGCCCACACAAGGACAUAUUACAGAAAAUGGCUUUCCUGAAGAACAGUGGCCGUUACAUUGCAAUCAGCAAGGAAGGAGGGAUAUCGACAUGGGAUACCAGACUUCACCUCAUGAAAUCCAUCAGAAUAAACAAUGAUGCAGUGAAGCCCAGAGAUAUGUGGGUGACCACUUUCGUUGUGUUGCAGAACAUCAACAAGAUAGCCCUGGCGUUCACAAGCAAAGAAAUCGUUUUCUACGAUUUGAGUUCCAAGCUUGAGUUCAACUGCCAGUACAGAGUCUAUGGCCUGGAGCACACUCCACUAAGCAUGGAUCAUUGGAGUAACCCCAACAACUCUAAUGAAGCAAUUAUCGUAAUGGGAGACACAGGCGGUAACGUCAACGCCUUCGUGUUUACAUCGGCCAUCAUAGCGUUGUUUGACAGGCCCCAGCAAACAGCGGGGGAGGGACAAGAGCAAGUCGUGAAUGUAAACUUCAAGCAUCUACUGAAAGACAGAUUCAAGUAUUGUCGGUUGGUGCGGCAUAGUGGCCACCAGGAAUGGGCCAGACAAGUGAAAUACGCUCUACAUUUAGAUUGCUUCAUAUCUUGCUCCACCACCUACGAGAAUGCUAUGGUGCUGGGCUGGAUUGAGAAGGCUAGACAGAAAAUGAAAACGAGUUCUUUCAACAUUGCUCAAGGAGUCAAUGCCUUUGAUUACCACGAAGUGCUCAAUCUUAUUGCUACAGCAGGCGUUAAUCACCAUGUGUGUUUAUGGAAUCCCUACGUUGUCUCCAAACCAGUCGGGUUGUUGCGAGGUCACAUGGCCCCUGUCAUGCAUGUACAGUUCAACCAUCGCAGGGGUCAGCUCAUCAGUUUCUCUAAGGACAAAGUGCUGAGGAUCUGGGAUGUACAGCUGCAAGUCUGUCUGCAGAGAAUUGCUGGGACGUUCCCUAAAGGACCCGACUUGACCACGCACAUGUUCUUUCACGAAGACCGCAAUCGUCUCUUCAUGGCUUUCAACUACCAGAUGGCCUUACUGGAAAUGAAGAAGGAAGUGAAGGAUCGCGUCUUGAGCCACGAUAAGCCCAUCACCUGUGCCAUCUAUAGCUCUACCUUCAAUCAGGUUGUGAGUGCGUGUCAAGGGUCAACUGUCAAUAUGUGGCUGCUGGAUACAGGUCAAAAGGUCAAACAGUUCAUCAAUUGUCAUGGCAACUCAGAAAUCACUACGUUGGCCCUGGAUCACAGCGAGACGAGGCUGUUCACCGGAAGCACAGACGGGACUGUUAAGGUGUGGGAUUUCAAUGGUCAUUGUCACCACACUCUGAAUGCCGGCAUGGGGGAACCGGCUGACAUCUCACAGAUUGUGGUCCUCAAGAGAAACUUUAUUGUGAUCGGUUGGAACAGAUAUAUCACGGUCUUCAGAAAUCAGCAACUCAUUCAGUUUCAUGUCCAGCCCUCUGAGUGGAAGGGAGGUCAGGAGCAUCAUGAUGACAUCUUAGCGGCAGCAUUCACUGCCCCGCACACCCUGGCCACUGCCAGCUACGAUGGGGAGAUCAUCAUAUGGAAUUCAGGGUCAGAGGUCGCCUCUAGGCGUCUGCGCCAGCGAUACCUGAAGAAGGUCGUCAAGUCCAGAGCCGGCACUCGAUUGGGUUUGAAGAAGGAAGGCACCACAGUUUCCGGCACUGCAUCCCAGCCGUCCGUAUCCCCUCGGCAGUUAGAAUCACAGAGCCUGACCUCAGCACUGUCUAGACCCCCUGGUGCGGUAGCCGACGGGACGGAGGGGAGCAAGCCGCAGAGGCCUACUUCUAGAGGCAGUGAUGCUAGCGAAGAUGAACAGAAUGAUUACAUCAUCACUCGCCUGGUUUUCCUGGAUGCUAGGAAGGGUCAGUCAGCAUCCGGGGGUGCCAACCUUGUAUCCUGCGGCGGGAAUGGUUGGGUCCGAUUCUGGAACACUGCCAAGAACUCACUGCUGGCCGAGUACAUCGCGCAUAAGCAUGUGUCCUUUGUUGUCAUGGCCGUGAGUGAAGACAACCACAUGUUGGUGACAGGAGACACGGACGGCGCUAUCAAAGUGUGGAACAUCCAGGAAUACUGUGUUCUACAUCCAGAAACCAUCAUUACAGAACCCCCACCUCUGGUUGCUUCCUGGCAGCCCCAUGCCGAUAUGAUCAACAGCCUCCUGGUCUGUGAGAGGAACGAUCGUACACUAAUCAUCUCAGCAUCCACAGACUGUAGCGUGCAGGUGUGGGACAUCUAUGGUAUAUGCAUCGGCACAUUUGGCCAGGAGGACCACUGGAAGAUCGAGCCCUACUGCCCGCCCCCGGAACCCCACCCAGAGGAUGAGGCCGAGCAUUCAGACAGCGGGGAGUCCUACAGCGGUGAGGCCCUAGAUGCUACCCAAGAUGAGAUGACAGAAGAGAUGCUGGAGAUCUUGAUGGAUCCGAUGACCAAGGUCAACACUUGGGAGAAGACUAGGCUUGGCAAGGAGUACCAAGAAGUUAGAAGCAAGAAACGUGAGCGCAAGCAGCCAGGGACUAUCCCUGAGCUGCCGUAUCUCCACUGGGAGAAGAUUCCUGCUGGGCCUGCACCGAUGGGCAACCCAGCUGGGGGGCCGUUUGCACAGCCUCCUGACAAGAUGGUACUUCCCAUGUGGACCCAGGCCUUGACAGUACCAGAGUUGGAUGACGUCGGAACGCUAAGGAAACCAGAUUUCAUCACCCAUCCCCACCGGUACUUCCGCGAUCGGGAAGACAUGAACAAUGUCAAAGUGCUGGACAAAGAACCAGAGGAAAUGUUCAAUCUGAAGAAUGCUUACGAUGAGCGGAGCCUCUUCCCAAAGUACAUCCUGGAGUUUGAAGCCCGCAUGAAGACCCAGCACAAGGAGGAGCUAGAAGCCAUGGGGGGCGGGCAGGCGGCAGGCAAGGGCCGGCAGAACACCAACCGACGGCUCAAAGCCUGGUCCAUGAUUGCUAGUCAAAGUAACUCAGUGGCUGGUAUGAUAAAUGGCUCGCAGGGGGGCGGGGCUAAAGGUGGAGGUGGAGGAGGGGGAAAUGGACAUCAUGCCCGGCCCGUCCGGUUGUCUCCCUUACCAGAGGGGAAGCGACCCAAACCCCACGAAAGUAUGUGAAACAAAUACUGUGACAGACCAUCACAAGAACACUGUGUGUUAAAACUUAGGCCAUUUAUGAGCCCCUAAUUACAUCAUUCCUGGCCUGACCACCUUUCCCCUAACCAGAGGGGAAACCCCACAAAAGCAUGUGAGACAAAUACUGUGACAGACCCUCUCAUAUGCUGUUAAAGUUGAGGCCUUUUAUGAGUCCAAAUACAUUUAUACUGAAAUAAAAUGCAGUAAAUAUAAAGCCUGAAAAGAAAUCAUCAUUUAGUCAUCAGUCAAUGUAUAGCAUUGGUACUUAAGAUUGAUUCCUACUGUACCACUUUGUAUUCCAACAAGUUUGGCCAGUCAGUGCACAAAUUUCAUCCAGAAAAACGUACUUUGUUUAACAAAUUCUAUCAGCACAAAUCCUUUUGCACAACUCGCCAUUUCAAAAAAGAAAAUUCUAACAGGUGUUUUUUUUAGCACUAGUUUCUAUUAUGUGUCAUUUCACAUUAUUAUUUCUGGAGUGUUAAUCCGAAGGUCGCAGGUUCAAACCCAAUUUCUUUGUUUAAUCCAUUUAAAAUUAUUAUAAUGCACCUUGUCAGUUGCCUUCGUCUUCUAUUUGGGAGAAAAAUAAAUAAACCAUACAAAAUCACAUUUAGAUAAUAUUUGAUUAACAUAACAUUUACCUAUUGCACUCAUUUCAACUAUUUUAAACCAAUCACUUGGCAAUCUUGGCAAUCUUGGCAACCAGAGUAAAAAAACUAUUACCAUCAAGUUCCCAUAGUGAUAAUAAUCAUCAAAAUCACCCUCCUCCAUUUCCUCCACCACUCCAUGCUCCGCCCACAUUCAGCACGGCACCUGAGCUACAUUCACUAUGGCCAUCAUGGACGUUGGUUAUGAUCUAACAAUAUGUACAAAUAUUGACUGGCAGGGAAGUCAUUAGUGCACGUCUAUGCACACUGAGGGAAUGUGAGUGACCAAAAGAGGGUUCUAGUACAAGGCCAAAGGCUGAGGAAAUAGAACAAGUUGUCACAGCCUCGAGGGGG
Messenger RNA from Patiria miniata (bat star), 5049 nucleotides. RefSeq names its product WD repeat-containing protein 49-like. NCBI's taxonomy places the organism in Eukaryota, Metazoa, Echinodermata, Asteroidea, Valvatida, Asterinidae. Gene Ontology annotation, molecular function: protein binding. The transcript is spliced from 29 exons. Bases 440 to 4033 code for a protein of 1197 amino acids. The record is from RefSeq and is a predicted model, not a curated record.